Mycena indigotica is the source of this 1170-nucleotide messenger RNA. Its product is annotated as Protein kinase domain-containing protein. The coding region runs from base 1 to 1170 and encodes 389 amino acids. Gene Ontology annotation, biological process: intracellular signal transduction; protein phosphorylation. The transcript has 6 exons. The record is from RefSeq and is a predicted model, not a curated record. Lineage: Eukaryota; Fungi; Basidiomycota; Agaricomycetes; Agaricales; Mycenaceae. Gene Ontology annotation, molecular function: protein serine/threonine kinase activity; ATP binding.
AUGUCUUUGAACUUGGAAGAACCAGACGAACUACAUCCUUACUUGUUCGAUUCAGAGAAGCAAUGGGUCGAAUACCAGCCUUUUCUUCUACAGCACGGAUAUAUGCUUCGUCCACGGUACAACCCUAAAUGGCGGUCUCUCUACUGGAACGCCCCGGUGAAACGCAAGUGGUGGAAAUUUGGGACGACCCAGAAAGCCAUGGACAGAGAAGAUGAUCUGCAUAGCUUCGUCUUGUAUGCCCUGGACGCCGUCCGUGUGUCAGACAACACGAAGGUGGUGGUCAAGCGUUUCCCUACCAACAGCCGCGAAGCGACGAUUCAUCGAUACCUGGACUCGCCCGAGCUGCGCAGCGACCCCAGAAACCACACAAUUCCGCUGCUCGAUGUCAUGGUUAUGCCCGACACUCCCUGGAGCUUCCUCGUUACCCCCUAUGCGCGCGAAAUCGACUAUCCGCCAUUCCACUGUCGUCUUGAAUUCGUCGAGUGCAUGACACAGUAUAUAGAGGGCUUGGAGUUCAUGCACGAACACAACAUUGCACAUUUGGAUAUAGCGCGGAAGAACAUGCUUAUGGACGAGUCGCGUGUGGUCCCCGAGGGCUCACAUUUUGGCGAAAGCAGAAGUCAUCAGGGGCACCCCGGUCUAUUCCGCUGGCGAGACCGGUGCGCCGUCGGGCCGGUCCCGUACUACUACAUCGACUUUGGCCUCUCCCACCGCUUCCCAAACGGCAAAGACACGGCGCGGGUCAAAGGAAAGCUGCGCACGUUUCCGGAGAUCCCCGAGCUGUCCGACAAUGUGUCCUACAACCCAUUCCCCGUCGACAUUUACCAGCUUGGGUUGACGAUUCAUAAAAUCAUCUAUUGCUACCUCGACUUGGAGAUCUUCCGUCCAGUGGCCGACGGGAUGACGGUGGCCGAGCCCACCCAGCGCAUAUCGCCCACACAAGCUUUGGAACGCCUCCGUAGCAUUGUUGAGGCGAUACCUCCCCAGCAGCUCCGCGAACAGAUCUGGGACACCGCUGCCACUCCCAAACACAAAGCAGACCGCCAAAAGCUCGGCGGGUAUCGGUAUGACUGGAGGGACGAACGUGAUGAUGCGUUGUAUGGAGUGCACCCAUGGGAGUUGCCGUCCUCUACGUUCAUGAAGAAGAGGGAGAUGUCGCAGGGAUCCUAG